AUAAAUAACAAUACAAUGCCGGAGUAUGAAAGUACAAAGUCGAGGUUAAAAGACAAAUACCAUAGACCUAAUAAGUUAAGAGCAAAAAUAGAAGCUAAAGUAGGCGUGGGUAUAAGACCAAAACCGACCGAAGCAGAAACGCCAAAUAAAAAAAGUAAAAGAGUACGAAAACGUAGGAGGAAAAAGAAACGCGCAGACUCACCCGAAAAAUUAAAUUGUCAACAUCCGAAAACUGUACCAAAUAAAAUAAUUGAACACACACAAGAAAUAACGCAAAAACCGGAAUAUCCAAAAAUACAAAUAAUACCAGCAAAUUCAGAUUCACGAUUUGAUGAAUUAGAAUGGAUUAAACAAAAUGAAGCGCUCUUAAUAGCUGACUUAAAAACACGUCAACAAGCUGGUUUACCAAUUCAAGUAGUAGUUAGAGUUGAAAAAAUUACACCUUCAGUACCAGAAUAUUGUCAAAUUAUUCCAGACUUUUGCCACUUAGAUGUGAUUAAAGAGGAAACAAGUGCAAGCGAUGAAGAUCCAAAUAAAGAAACUUUAGAAUGUUCCGAACAAAUUAAAAACGCGAAUAAUUUCGAAAAGUUACCUGAAGUUUAUGGUACAUGUAUCGAUGAAAGUAAAAAUCAUGAAUUAGAAAUCGUUUCAAAAGUUAAUGCAAGCGAAGUAAUCGCUUCUGAAUGUCAACUCGAAAGACUAGAGUCUCCGUCUUUAGUCAAAGAGUCGGAGAUUCUCAGAUUCGCAGAUAUCGUUAUUAAUGAAAACGAAUGUGUCAUUGAAUUAGAAACACUUGUACCGUUAAAAAACGAGUCUUUAGAUGUACAUAAUAUAGAAAAUAAUGAAUAUGUUGACUGUAGAACACAGAGUAUUUCAAACAAAAAUAAUUUAAUCAAUGGAAAAUAUAAGGACCAUUUCAAUACAGAAUAUGUUAAGGUUAACAAAAGUCCGAUGCAACACGAAAAAACAAUAAAUAAUAGUAUGAUUGUAAAUGGAAAUAGUAAAAAAAAUCAAUUUAUAACAAAUACUUUACUCGAUAUAGAAUCAUAUGAAAAUCAAAAAAAUCAAAAAAAUCCUAUUGAAAUUCAUUGUAAAGAUAAAACAGUAAACGACUUGGAUAUUUUAAAUACAAAAACUCAACUCAUUAAUUCCUCUGGUUCAGUCGAACUUUCACGUAAUUCAAUCAUGAAAAAAAAUAAUGAAUUUCAAAAGAAUGUUUUUAAUAAUAACCUUCAAGAUAACACGGAGCACGGUGGAGAGUCUUCGGACGAUAGUACUAUAAAACAAUAUAAGAUAUAUGACCAUAAACAAAAAUCACGUAAACAAAAUAAAGUUUCCAUCAACGAUAAAUUAAAACAAAUAGCUAGAUUACUUCAGGAUGACACCGAUGAUUACGAAGAAUUACAAUCAUCUCAAACAACUUCUAGAUGUGUUUCAACAGCUUCUGAUGCUGACGUGGAUACAGAUUGGGUAAGUUUCACUCUCUCUGACGGCGAGUCAUCAAAAUCUUUAUGUCUAUCUCCUAGUCAGUCGAAAUCGUGUUACGCUCCGUCCAGUAGUUCUAAUACAUCUGAAAUUAUUGAUCUGCACAAAAAGUUUCUCAAUAGAACAAGAAGUCCAAAUUUAUCACCACGUCAAGAUAUAACACCCAUGGUAGAUAUUUUAAGUUAUAACAAAUCUCAAUCACAGUCACCUUCAAAGUCGUAUAGUUCCGAAGUUUUCGACGAAGCGUGUCGAAUGUGCGGUACUAGUGACGAACCAUUAUCUGAUGCUGAAUGUCUAGUGUCUUUGCGCAAGUAUCGAGAAACACGAUCUAGAUUAUUGGAUGUAAUCCAAAAAGAACAACAACUUAAUCGAUCAGUCAUCGAUCGACCGUCAUCAAUGCCUACAUUUAUGGACACACUGUCGUUUCCCGACAACCACACAAGAGAACUUAUGUACGCAGAGUACAUGGAAAAAGUGAAAGAAAGAGAAAUUAGACUUCAAAAUAAAGUUAUUCGAAUUACGAAGGCCAGUAGACCGUUGUCAUCAGGUACUCUGCAAUCACUAAAUGAUAUCGAUGCAGAGUUUGUAACCAAAGCCCGAGAGAGGUUGGAUAAGUUGGGCGUCGAGGCGGAUGUGCAUGUAGAAGUGAAGGAUGAAUAUUAUCCAAAACACUUGGUGGAUAUUGUACCGGAAGAAGAAGUUUGCAUCGAAGAAGUGCACAUGAAUGGUGUCUGGUCRCCAGAGCUAAAGCAUAAAUCAUUGGACUUAGAGAAUAUCUCAAGCAAAGUAGAAAAAAAACAGCCACGGACCGAAAUACCUCCAGUAUGGACACCCAAUUCCAGCCCAACACCUGAGAGAAAGUCUUACAAGCCAGUCAGGUUCGAAUCACCAACGUUAUCACGUAAAAUAACCAAUGUGGAUACUACAAAUGUAUCUUCAAAACCACCGGUUGACUUACCUAUAUUGAGCCCUCCACUACCACCUCCUCUUCCACCAUCAUUACCAUUGAAAUCACAAGGUGAUGAAAAUGUUCAUAGCACGGACAGGAGACUUCCGAGAGUWCAAAGCCCUACUGUUACACUCCUUCAGAAAGCAAGAGAAGGACAAUUACCAAAAGGCUCUGCAUACCUCAACUUGGAAGAAUAUAAUAUGGACAAAGAAAAUAAAACUAGAGGUUCUACUGUUAAACGUAAUGUCGAAACCCAAGAAAUAAAAUAUGCUUCAAGGCGCGAAUAUGACGGUCUGCAAUCGGAUGAGAAAAAGCAAAAAAAAAUGGUCGAAAUCAGUCAAAAAAAGUAUGAAGGCAUCGGCCCGACAACCAAAGAAGGAGUUCCAAUUGUAUUAAGAUCGGAAAUCAAAGAACCAAACCAACCAAAAUGGUACAAACAGAUGUAUGAAUCUUUACAUAAGUUUCAAUCCGAUGAUGAAGGGGUAACAGUACGAUACAAAACAUUAUCGCGAGGACCUAAAGCUAGAAAAGGUGACGGAUAUUUAUCAGAACCGGAAAAAGGAUAUGAUUCAGAUUUCUGCGAAAACAGACUGUUUCAAAAUUUAGACGGCGAAUAUACGAGAAAUGUUUCCAUGAGAAGAUCAGUAUCUCCUGUAAAAUGUGGACAAGAUAGAUAUAAGAACCAGCCAAGACCAAUUGAAAACUAUGAACCAGGACAUUCUUCGAUAGCCGAGAAGGAAACGAAACAGUGGUGGGACGAGGUAAUGAAUACUUUUGACGGGAAUUCCGACCAUAAAAUUCCCCCUCCUCAAAAUCGGUCAUCGUCAAAAAAAUCAAAUUUAGCUCAAGCUUUAAAAGAAUCUGGGUAUGAAAGCGAUUCUACAUUAAUAUUUAAAAGACAAGAAAAUCAAUCUCAAUGUCUUUCACCAACUGAACAAAAAACAGCAUAUAAAGUAAUUCAAAAUGGCGGAGAAGUACCAUUCCAGGGUUUGAGAAAAACUUUUCCUGAGCGACCAAAAGAUUCACCGCACAAAUAUGCGGAGUCGGAGGUGACAUUACAGUAUCGUCGUCCGGUUAGAAAUGAAAUUAAAGAAGAAUGGUCAGAAGAAGAGUUAGCUAACAAGCAGGCAGAAGCUAUGAGAAGGAUUUACCAAGAGGAAAGACGGAGAAAGUACCUUCAAGAACUUCAAGACAUGUCGAAUAGGAGACACGCAGACAACUUAUUGCCUUCUCAAAAAUCUCCUAUCCCCUUAAACCGCUACGAUGACUUCGUAGACGAAAGUCAACAGCCACCAAGAAGUCGUACUCCAGAACCAAAGCUCGUAGCAAGAGCUUUAUAUAAUUUUGUUGGCCAAACGUCCAGAGAACUAUCGUUCCGGAAAGGUGACAUCAUAUUCGUCCGGAAGCAGAUUGACAAGAAUUGGUACGAGGGGGAACACAACGCCAUGGUCGGAUUGUUUCCUUUCAACUAUGUCGAGGUUAUUCCGUACGAUGGAGUCAGGACAACGCCGCACAGACCUUACGAGGGCCAGGCAAGAGCAAAAUUCAAUUUUGUGGCACAGACCAAUAUGGAAUUGUCGUUAGUCAAAGGGGAACUGGUUGUUCUGACUAGGCGUGUUGACAACAACUGGUACGAGGGCAGAAUCGGAAGUAAAAAAGGAAUAUUCCCUGUAUCUUAUGUCACAGUUUUAGUGGAACCAGGCGAUCAUCCGAAUCCGUCGACAAGCGAGUCAUUCAAGCCCGUGGCGUCCCCGGCAUCGCAUUCUCUGAUUACCAGCAACCCGCCGAAGACGCAGCACAUGUACCAGCCGGAUAGCUAUUCUUCAAUGCCGACAAGAAGUUCCGGGACCCAAACGAAUAAGAAACAAACAAAUAACAUGAACGAAACUCUACAUGUUGACGUACAUUCAGAACCCAUGCCUUAUAGGGCGUUAUACAAUUAUAAGCCACAGAACAGUGACGAAUUGGAACUUAGAGAAGGCGACGUAGUCUUCGUAAUGGAAAAAUGCGACGACGGUUGGUACGUGGGAUCGAGUAAGCGGACAGGAUGUUUCGGCACUUUUCCCGGCAAUUAUGUCCAACGCAGUAUCUGAUCUGUUCACGAAAAAACAAAAUAAUUUUCUAAAAAAUCAUCCAUGUGUCUCCUCCUCGACCCCAGCUCCGUGUCCCCGGAUUCUCACUUGUCUCUCUAAGUAAAACAUAAUAUUUUUAUAUACCAAAGGAUUUUGCAUUAUCUAUAAGUUGUUUUUUUUUUUUUAUUAUUAUUAUUGGUUAUAGUUUUAAACGUUCACUGUUAACAUAUAAUACGUAUUAUGUGUAAUGUACAUUUUGUCUGUAAUUAGAUAUUGUGUUGUUAUAAUCGAAUAACAUUAUAUUAUUACUAUUAUUAUUAUCAUUAUUAUUAUUAUUAUUAUUAUUAUUACGAUUAUAAUUAUUGUAAAUUAAAAAACACUAGUCAAUCAAUAUCACUAUUAGAGAUACAAUAGAAUAUUAUAUACCUAGGAAGGUACUCUAUUAAUAUUCUAAUGGUAUAGACCACUAUAUAGGUACUUUAAUACAUUAUACUUCAACAAAGUUGUUAAUAUUUGUAUAAUAAUAAUAUAAUACUAUUUUACUUUUAUGCAUAAUAAUAAUAUAGAACGUACGUCAUUUAUGACCGAUCGACACAUGUGUAAACCUAAACUGCUUUGUUUUUCUAAGAAUCUUAGCCCCUCUGAACGAAACCAGAAUAUAUUAUAUUAUGUUAUUUUAUUGA
Molecule: messenger RNA, 5189 nt
Organism: Diuraphis noxia (Russian wheat aphid)
Lineage: Eukaryota; Metazoa; Arthropoda; Insecta; Hemiptera; Aphididae
Product: Cbl-associated protein
Molecular function (GO): protein binding
Source: RefSeq, a predicted model, not a curated record